ACUACACAUUUCAACUGUGUCCACACCUACGACACCAAUAAUAAAGAACUUCACGUUUUUCUUUCUUUUCCUGGCUCCUCCUCUCGAAACACAAGAUUUUUUUAUGUGUCGUUUCUCAUCUCUUAUGUCUCUGCGUCGUUUUCCCCCUACACACAACGUAGUCCUUGUUUCUUACCUCCUUGUUUCUGCAUAUUUAAUAAUGCUUUCAAGGUUCCUUCUCCGCUGUAGCUCAACGCAAUUUUAUCUUGUUUUAAAAACGAGGAGGCUGCUGCUAUGGAUGUGUGAGGGCAUAGAUCUAUUUCAAUUAAGGGAGUCCUACAACUAGGGUUUCGCAAGCUAUUCAUGCCUGCCACUAAGAGGUGUCUAACGUUGUUGUUGUGGUUUACGUAUCUCUUUGGGUUGUUUUUGUUUUUGUAGUGCUAAAUUGUGUGGUUCUCGUUCAAUGUUUUUUGUUACCGACAGAGAAAUUUAGAUAUUGCGUUGUUUGGUGGGUGGAAAAGCAUCACGUUGGAGCUGGUUUUUUUAGAGAACUUUUGAUUGAUAUACUUUUUGUGUUUGGUAAGGGAGGAGCUACCUCUCAAGCUUUUUUAUUUAUUUAUUUUUUAUUUGACAGCAAAGAGAUAAAGUUAGUGAGAAAUGAGAAGGGAAACUAGAACAAGGUGCUUUAUUUGAGACGUGUACAAGGUGGGAAUAUUAUAGAAAACACCGAAGUUAGAUCGGUUUCUUCACUCACAGUCUUGUCUUGCCUUCUGCAAUGCAUUCUUUUAUUAUUAUAUUUUGUGGUAGUCUGCUUCUGCCUCUCUCUCUCUCUCUCUCUUGUUUAUCCCCUUCUUUCUUUGCGAGUCUGCAGUGCAAUGUUUUCUUGAUAUUAAAUUAAAAAUUGUCAGAAUUGUAUAUUUCUUAGACAACACAAAGGGGCGUGUUAACUGUUAUUUUCCUAUUAAUUCGUAGUUUUUUUUUUCUUUUUCAAAACCUAACAUAUAAGUUGAUGUUGAAUUUCUGUGCAGGAGAGCAAUAUGGGCUGGGUUAAUGCAGUGGUUGUUCUCUUCUGAAAGGUUUUCACCGAACGGUGAGAAGUUAAUAUAAGAGGUUUUGUCAUCGGUGUGUUAAACUUGGUGGGUUGGAAUGAGCAAUUUAAGGCCUGAAUCUCAUGUAGCACAGCAAAUUCGGCGUGAAAAAUUGCGAAUCCAGAACAGUUCUCAGCCUUCACACGAAUUCCCUAACAAUCUUGAACAGUUAUCUUUACACCCGGCGGGGGGGUUUAAUAACUUGGACCUUCUUCAAGUUAGGAGUGUUAGAAAUGCUAACAUCCUUGAUGGGCUAGCUGUUUAUUCAUCAGAAAUGCCAAACUUUUCUACCUCUUCGUCGAAUCCUAAUUUGUCUGAUGCAAGGAACGCGUUGGAGUAUCACCAAGAACAAGGUGCAGCAGCUGAACCGAGUAAUAGGCUGAUGAUGAAUCAAUAUGGUUCAUUUCCCCAUUCCAUGUCUGCAAUUCAUUCUUCCCAUAAAGAACACUGUGAGCUUCGUAAUUUGGGAAAUUGGAGGAACAGUGCCCCCCAUCAGGGGUCUGAUUGGUUUGUGAAUUAUGCAAGCAAUGCCAAUUCUUUUUUGUCUGCUGACCUCAACAACAACGUGUCUGCUUACAACGAACUUAUGGAUGUACACUGUAGCAAUGCAUCUGGUGAAAUCAGUGGUAGAGAAAUUCAGAAGCAAUUAGGUGUACUGCAUAAUAAUCCUCCUCCUUCUCCGCUUUAUCAGAAUGCUUUGCAAGAUAUUGUGAAGUCUGCUUCUUUCAGUUCUCACACUAGGCAAGACAUGUCUUCACUGAUGCAACAAAAUGACCACAGUAUUUGGGUGGGGAAUGCUGGUGAAGCUGAGCCUCAACAACCAAGUUAUGAAAACCAGCCAAAUCAGUUGCAUUUUGGGUGGACAAAUCGAACAAUUGCUAAUACCCUGAGUGAUUCAACUCCUCAGAGCUUAUCCUUGUCACUUUCAUCAAAUGCACAACCCAAACCUUCUGUUUCUCACCUUGAACAAGGGUCUGCAUCAGAUGAUCCUCAAUGUUUGACGAAUAUGAAAUCUAUUGUAAAACCAUCUAUUGUUUCUAGAGAUAUUGGGAAAUCAGUUCAAGAAACGGUGGGAAUGCCUUCAAAGAGUACUAUUACUUAUCGAAGUGUGGGUCCCCUUGGCCCUUUCACUGGGUAUGCUACUAUCCUUAAGAGUUCAAGGUUCUUAAAGUCUGCCCAACAAUUGUUAGAUGAAAUUUGCUGUCUAUCUGGUGCAAAAUUUGCGAAAUCAUAUGAUGUUUCCAAGAGGGUUUCUCCAGAAGUUAGUGCCUCUACUUCUGCUGAUACUGUUACUGGGGUUGCUGCAAAAGGUAGUAACUCAGGUUCUUCAUCAUCUAUUUUGUAUAGUGUUUCAAAGGAAAAUAGGGCUGAUCCAGGAGUUAGAAGUAGCUUUGGUCUUUCCUCGAGGCCAGAUUAUCAACAUAAGAAAGCAAAGCUACUGUACAUGCAAGAGGAGGUUACCCGGCAGUGCAAACAGUACCAUCUACAAAUGCAAAUGGUUGUUUCAUCGUUCGAGUCAGUGGCGGGUCUUGGUUCUGCUACUCCUUACAUCCCCAUGGCUCUCAAAUCAGUAUCAAAACACUUCAGGUGCUUUAAAAAUUCUAUCUCAGAACAGCUCAAGCUUAUAAGUGAGGCCUUGGGAGAGGAUUUGUCCAAACCCUCCAACACCAGUACUUGUAGUAAUAAAGCUGACACUACUACUACUAAGGCAAGGAUAAGAUGCAGCAUCGACCAAAGCUUUCUGAAGAACAAAUCUGUAAAGGGUACCACGGAACUUCUUGAACAGCAUGUGUGGAGGCCCCAGAGAGGGUUGCCAGAGCGUGCAGUGGCAAUUCUUAAAGCCUGGUUAUUUGAGCAUUUUCUUCAUCCUUACCCUACAGACACUGAUAAACACAUGCUGGCUAGUCAAACAGGUCUUUCACGAAACCAGGUAUCAAAUUGGUUCAUAAAUGCUCGAGUCCGAGUGUGGAAGCCAAUGGUUGAGGAAAUACACACGCUUGAAACAAAAGCAACAAGCUCCAAGGGCAAUUGUGGUAAAAACGAGGGAACUUCUUCUGGCACUGAAGGUGAUACCAGCCACCCUAGAGCUUUGAGCAAUAUUGGUAUGAAUUCAAUACCUGAAAACCAAUUUCAGGGUAUGGAUAUGGGAUCAUCCAUUAUUGCUGCAAAUGCUGAGGAAAGUGGGUUAAAUUCAGAACAAUGGAGUCAAGAGAAGAGGUCUAAGUUGGAAUGCCAAAUGACUACUUCAAACAUGGAUGGAACACUGAUGGGUUUUGUGCCAUACCGACGCGGCGGUGGCAUAGAGGUUGGUGGGCUAGGGUCUGUGUCACUAACAUUGGGUCUUAGGCAUGGUGUUGAAGGUGUACAGCACCAACAACAAUUGCAAGAGGAGCAACUUAGACAUCACCUUGGAGGGCACAUGAUCCAUGACUUUGUGGGCUGAUUGUAGUAACAUGUGGUGCUGUGUCACAUGUCAACUUUGCUUCAGCCUGUGAAAACCUGAACUGAAACUGUAUGGCCAACGUUGAAACUUUUGUAGAGCGAGGGCAUCACAACCAAGUGAAAAAGCUAGGGUGUAAGGUGGAGUUACUUUUGGGUUAUAAACGUCCUUUCUCUAUUCUUAAUUAACCUGAUGUGGUCACGUGCAUGGUAAAGGAAGGUUGAGGUUGUAAAGAUUUAAGAAAAUGUAUUUAUAAUAUGAUAUGGAAAAUUUCGUCCCCUCCCAC
Glycine soja is the source of this 3793-nucleotide messenger RNA. RefSeq names its product BEL1-like homeodomain protein 4. Gene Ontology annotation, molecular function: DNA-binding transcription factor activity, RNA polymerase II-specific; RNA polymerase II cis-regulatory region sequence-specific DNA binding. Bases 1126 to 3510 code for a protein of 794 amino acids. The transcript has 4 exons. The record is from RefSeq and is a predicted model, not a curated record. Gene Ontology annotation, biological process: regulation of transcription by RNA polymerase II. NCBI's taxonomy places the organism in Eukaryota, Viridiplantae, Streptophyta, Magnoliopsida, Fabales, Fabaceae.